This is a messenger RNA of Macroventuria anomochaeta, 2960 nucleotides long. Its product is annotated as cysteine proteinase. Gene Ontology annotation, molecular function: cysteine-type endopeptidase activity; cysteine-type deubiquitinase activity. The transcript is spliced from 2 exons. Gene Ontology annotation, cellular component: nucleus; cytosol. The coding region runs from base 66 to 2735 and encodes 889 amino acids. Lineage: Eukaryota; Fungi; Ascomycota; Dothideomycetes; Pleosporales; Didymellaceae. The record is from RefSeq and is a predicted model, not a curated record. Gene Ontology annotation, biological process: protein deubiquitination.
GCUGGACGCUCGGUCGUGCUGACCAGCGCCCGCCAUCGAGGCAACAUCGCCGCCUGUCGCCCAUGAUGCCAGGUCAUAUUCCGCCCGGUGGGCCGUUCCACCAGGGCCGGAAGCAGAUGGAGCACCCAUACCAGUACCACUACGCUCCGCCGCCGCAGACUCACUCGCCCGUCUACCACAACCCAUAUGCGCCCUACCACCACCCCCAGCACUACGGGCCACCCCACGGCUACCCGCAGCAGAUGGCGCACAUGCAGCAGUGGAACCCAUACCACCAGCCACAGCCGCAGCCGCAGCCGCAGCCGCAGCCGCAGCCGCAGUACAAUAUGCCUCCGCGCCAGUUUCAGCCCCAGGUCUCACCCGUCGUCGUCUCCUCGCACCCGCACAUGGCAGGCUUGCCUCCCGUGAACCGUUUGCUCGGCCAGACGCCUCCCAUCGUCCACUCACACACGCCCCCGGUUCAGCGCGUACAUAGUCCUCAGCGUGCGCCGUCCUCGCCGUCGGUCCACUCGCAGAUGCAGGCGCACUCUCCCGCUCCGCCUGCGCACACGACCGUGGCUAGCCCCCCACCUGUCGCAGAGACGAAGCCCGUGCAGACCGCCCCACCACCAACUCCUCCCCAGCCAACGACGUUCAAGCCUUUCUACCCGCCAUUGCCAUGGCUGUCAGUUCCCGACGCAGACUUCCCCGCACGUGCUGCCGGGCGGAGGAGGAGAAAGAGGGGUCCCGUGCCAGCUCAAGAGCAAGGCCUGGCCCUGCCUUCACGCGAGCAGGAUGUACAGAACGAUGUACAGGCUACAGAGGAGGCAGGAAGUGGCGAGCUCGAAUCUGCAGGAGAGCCAGAGGAGUCACAAGCUUCAACCGUCGCCGUGCCCUCCGAUGCUGAGGUCGACACUCCCUCAACCUCGCACCCACCUUCUGAGAUCGACGUACCGUCAGUCCAGCAGCCCACCGCUCAAACAGCUGCUCCUGUCCAAAAGCAUACCCGCAACACAACCAAGCCAGCUGUGCCGCUGAUUCCUAUCAAGCCCGCUAAGGCAGCGAGUGCGGCUUCGACCACACAGAAAUCCGUCAAGUCUCCGCCUGCUGAGAAGCCUCAGCCGGAGGCCAUAGACGAGGCUGCAAGCGCUGAAGAAGCCCCUAAGCCUGCGGCACCUGCAGCACCUGCAGCGCCAAAGUCAUGGGCAGAGCUGCUCAGGGCAAAGAACGCCGCAGCCGCACCACAAGCUCAGACGCAAGCACAACCGCCAGUCGCCCCAAACGGCGUUGUGAGCGCGAAUGGACCAGUGGCGCCCAAGAGCAACUCGCUCGCCGAUGUCCUUGCAUCGUACUCUGUUGAUGCUGAAACGAAGGUGUCUUUCAUCGAACCUCGCGGCCUUGUAAAUACUGGCAACCUUUGCUACAUGAAUUCUGUUCUUCAAGUACUCCUGUUUUGCGCGCCCUUUUAUGAUUUCCUGGACCAGACGGCAAAGCGCGCUGUGCAUAGCUUCAAGUCUGAGACACCUCUCGUUGAUGCGAUGAUUAUGUUUCUGCGAGACUUCAAGGUCAUCGACUCGGCUACUUCGGUUGAGCAGCUUCGCUUGCGUUUGAAGACGGAUGAGUUGGAGCAGUACGGUGACCCUCUGACUCCCGAGUACGUCUACGACACCAUCAGGCGCCUGCCUCGCUUCGAUAACAUGAAACGAGGCUCGCAAGAAGACGCCGAGGAGUUUCUGGGUUUCCUUCUCGCUGGUCUCCAUGAUGACUGCGCUCAUGUCAUCAAGAAGGGCAAGGCCGACGCUGCCCAGAAUGGCACAUCACCAAAGACCGAGCGAUCAGGUUCCGCAGAUGGUGGGUGGCUCGAGGUCACAGCGAAGCAGAAGACCUCGCUUACCCAGUCGUCCGGCGCUGUCGAGGUCGAGACACCGAUCACCAAGAUCUUCGGUGGCAAGCUUCGCUCCGAAUACAAGAAGGCCGGCGAGAAGCCUUCGGUGACCUUCGAGCCUUACCAGCCUCUGCAGCUGGACAUUGGCGAACCACACAUCAACAACAUCUCGGAUGCGUUGAAGAACUUGACUCGUUUGGAGACCUUGGACAGCGCUGUUCGCGGCGCUCGUGCAUCUACUAAGCAGGUCCACAUUGAGACCCUGCCACCGGUUCUCAUUCUCCACCUGAAGCGAUUCCACUACGAUGAGAAGGGCCCACAGAAGAUCUGGAAGAAGAUCGGCUACCCUCUCGAGUUGGAAAUUCCAAAGGAGGUCUUCCCUCAACACAAGCGGGGAGGCUUCCAAGCGCAGGGCGGCUUUCCAAGAUACAGACUUACCGGAGUCGUCUACCACCACGGUAAGAACGCCAGUGGUGGGCACUACACUGUCGAUCUUCGUCGACAAGAAGGCAAGGAAUGGAUCCGCAUGGACGACACCGUCAUUCGUCGCAUUCGUGCCGAAGACGUUGCUGAGGGUGGCGCAGAAGAAGACCCCAAGCUACUCGCUGCCGCUCUUGAGCAGCACAAGAACGAUGCUGGAAAGAGCAAGAACUUCUUUGCUCAAAUUGACAUUGAUGAGGAGGCUUCUGACAAGGGAGGCUGGAACCAGGUCAAUGGAACGGACAAGAGGGAUAACACGAAGAAAUGGGCUGGUGUUGUGAACGGUACAGCGACACCCAAUUCGGCUGGAAAGAGGACACCACUUCCAAAAGAGAAUGUGAGGGACAACAAGGUGGCAUACAUCCUGUUCUACCAACGCAUCGAGUCAUGAAAGAGCGGACUCGAGCAGAAACAGGCAGGGCGUAUACUCAUGAUUUACCACGACCAAAAGUCAUUAGCAGCAUUGCGAACAUGGCAUGGAAAAGCAUAUCCAGAAGCGUAGAGCCGUGGAUGAGCGUUCAUCGGCACCGCUUGCUGGUGCACAAGAGAAGAGGAGGAGCAUUUAGGAGAGCAAGAUACCCUUAUGGGGCGUCAGAUAUAGGAAGAAAGACGAUGC